This is a messenger RNA of Schistocerca cancellata (South American locust), 7744 nucleotides long. RefSeq names its product zinc finger protein 91-like. Bases 765 to 4751 code for a protein of 1328 amino acids. Gene Ontology annotation, molecular function: zinc ion binding; DNA-binding transcription factor activity, RNA polymerase II-specific; RNA polymerase II cis-regulatory region sequence-specific DNA binding. Lineage: Eukaryota; Metazoa; Arthropoda; Insecta; Orthoptera; Acrididae. The record is from RefSeq and is a predicted model, not a curated record. Gene Ontology annotation, biological process: regulation of DNA-templated transcription. Gene Ontology annotation, cellular component: nucleus. The transcript is spliced from 10 exons.
GAUUUUGAGACUGGUUAGUCAUGUGUGAAGAGUAUGAUGUGAAACGCAGAAUUAUCGAUGAAAGAAAUAUGGUUCCUUUUGUUCGUACUGUUGAGAACUUCGUAAUGGCAACCGACUUUCGGAUCACUUCUUUUUAAGUUCUAUAUGUUGAUUUGGUAACUUUAUCGAAGACUGAAUCCACUUUUUGGUUCACAAGAUGGAGAAUGGCGAAAUGUUUAGUGGUCAGACAUUUUUGCAUCACGUCUUCGAACAUGAUAUGUCAAGGCGUCUCGAUGAUAGCCAUUCUUCGACUGCGAUAAGAAAAACAUCGUGUUUGCGCUUCUGUGGUGAUGUUCACCCAAAUAAUGUGUCAAAUAAGUGUUUUCUAUCCAUUGUACUUUGUUGAAAUUUGAAAACUUAUCCCUAUAUUUCGCUAAACUGUUACCAUUAAUGAAUCGGCUUUCGUCCAUCAAUACAUGUAUAAAGUAUGGCUGUGUUGCUCCGUUCUCGUUGGCGAAGAAUGUAGUGGUUCAUAAGCAAGGUGUAUGAUAGGUGAUAAGUGUAAGUUGUUUUGACGCUGGUGUUUUUUUAAGAGUAACACCAACCGGUCUUAGUAAUCUCAUUCGUUUGAUCGUUUCAUAGUUAUUGAGAAGGCUGUGGGCGCAAUAGUUAAUACACGGAAAUCAACUUUUCAUCCACAUUAUUAUUCAUGUUGUCUUCGUUGUAUCGUGAAUAGUGUGUAAUGUGUGCUGUAUUUGUACUGUGAAAAUAGUGAAGUUUCAAAAAUGCAGCCCUCCAGAAGUAUACCAAGUAACAUGAGUGAGAUAUGUAGGUUGUGUUUGUCAAGUGAGGGUAGCAUUCUGCCAAUAUUUGGUGAAGAGGAGGCGGAAGAGCCGCAUAUCCCCCUGUCCUUCAGGAUUCUGGCGUGCGUUUCUGUCGAGGUUACACACAGUGAUGGACUGCCUUCUCUGAUAUGCCAGCAAUGUUUGAAGCAAGUAGAUUCAUGGACAGAGUUCAAGCAACAGUGUGAUGCUUCUCAGGCAACUCUGAAGGAAUGGCAGCGUGCUGCGGAAGCUGCAGCUGCACUGGAUUCCUCUACCAAUGGUACCCCAGACCGUGUUGUAACUUCUGUUUCCGAUGUCACAGAUCUUGGCAGCCAACCAUCCCCUGCUGCUAACAAGAUCUCAUCACGAAGGAGACACUUCAUUGCUGUGGAUCAAGUCAAGGAAACUACAAUAAAGCAGGAGCCCCCGGAUGAUUAUGGGAAUGAUGAUGAUGAUAUUUUGGAAGACGAGGAAGAAGAGGAGGAAGAGGAUGAUGAUAGCAUGACUGAACUCGUUGAUGAUGCUGAGAGUGUUUCUUCCUGUGAAGAUGAUAGAAGAAUGUAUUCACAUGUGCCUGUGGAAAUAAAACAGGAAGAGAUAGAAGUCUCUGAUGGAAGUGAUAAUGAAUAUUCACAUAAUUCUCAAGUUGCUGGAAGUUCCACUCAGGUUGACUCAGGAUUGAGCAAAAAUGUAGUAAAGACUGAACGAGAAGGUUCAGGAACUGAAGCUGGCAACCAUCACGGUCAGUCGCAGCGGCUAACACGUCGUCCACGGAGACUCUUCCUUGCUCGUAAAAAACGUUUUGGGCUAAGUUCGGGUGGAUCGAAAAUAUUCCCUUGUCAUGUCUGCAAUAAAGGUUUUGGGAGAAAAUCACACGCAAUUCGCCAUGAAAUGUCACACAGCCAUAUGAUUCAACUUUCUCAGACAACUUCUGGAAAUUCCUGUUUGAUGUGCAACAAGACUUUCUCAAAUCGUUCAAAUUUGGACCGCCACCUGCGUUUACACAGAGGCCAUCAGUUGCAAACUGCCCUUGAGCUUGGAAAUACAAGGCAGAAUGGACCAUCCUGGCAAAAUUCAGAACCAAACACUGGACAAGCAGCAGAAAGUGGCUCAGCAGAGCCAGAAGCUGAUUAUUAUUGUUACUUGUGUGGCAAAACCUUCCUUUCACAGUAUCGCCUAAAGAUGCAUAUGGGCCAGCAUUCAAACUACAAAUGCCCAAAAUGUGGCAAAUGCUUCAAGGGUGGCACUGCCCUUUCCAACCAUCUACGCAUUCAUAACAUAAGGGGCUUUGUGAAGCACACAUGCCGAUUUUGCAUGAGAUCAUUUGCCUCAUUAGCGGCAAUGAUGAGUCACCGUAAGACACACUACCGAGCAGGUGCAGCUUCAGUGCAUACCUCCAGUGCACAACCACCACCAGUACCACCGGCACCUCCAGCUCAUGCAACAUCGGCACCCACACCAGUGCCAGCGCAGUUGUCAGUUUCACAGCAGUCAUCAACACCUAUGACAGAGACAGAUUCAUCUCGUGGCAAUGCUGUAUUGUGCCGCCUUUGCAAUAAGUGGUUUAACAGUUUCUCAAUGCUUGAGCAGCACUUAGUAACACAUUCGACAAAUAAGCCGUAUUCAUGUUCAGUGUGUGGACUUCUGUUGGGAUACGCCUCAUCAGUAUACAAACACAUGCGUAAGAUGCAUGGUGUUACUGUUGACUAUCAUACAAUUCGCCAGCAACUUCUUGGUACUGUCCCACCAGCAGGACCUCCUGCCCCACGGAUCAAUCCGCCUUUCUGUGGGCCAGCUGUGCAGAGCCGACCAGAACAGCCCGUUCCACAACCAACGACAUUUCCAUGCACAUUUUGUUCUCGGACGUUUACUCAUAAAUCAUUUUUAGCAGCGCACAUCCGAGCAACUCAUACAGGAACAAAUGGUACUCACCAGUGCCAGCUCUGUGGACAUGCUUUUGCUCAUCGCUACCUGCUACUUCGUCACAUAAAGACUCACGGUGGCUUCACGUGCCUUGUUUGCAUGAAGCAGUUUUCUGAUCUGAGAACACUAAACAAUCACAAAGGAGUACAUAAGCGAUUCAAACUGCUUCAGUGCCCAUUGUGUAGCCAAAGUUUCAAUGGUGUACAACGGUUGGAGGCCCAUAAAGCACAGGCUCACCCUCUUGCAAAUGCAGGAUCAAUAGGAAUAUCAUACCUGUUUCAUUGUGACACUUGUGGUGAACGUUUUGCAACACGAUCAGAGCUUGCCCAACACAGAGAGAGCCAUAUUAGCCUCAAGUUGUACACUUGUCAAGUUUGCAAGAACUCAUAUAACAGCUCCUCAGCACUCAGCAAACAUAAACGCAAACAUGGACAUUAUGAAUCAUCCGAAAAUGUAGGAGAUAUGCCAGAUAAUAAGCCAUUUGUGUGCUCUGAAUGUGGAAAAGUGUUCACUGAUGCAGAAACUUACACACGCCACCAGGCUGUGCACAGACGGAGGAGCACUCCCACACCUUUAAUUGGUGGUUCAACUCCUUCAACAGCAAAUUCUCCAGCAGAGAGCAGUCACUGUACACUAUGCAACCGCACAUUCCGUGAUCAUCUUAGUCUCAUUCGACAUAAGGGCUGGCAUACUCGUCGACCGAAUCAGAUUCCUGUUGCCAUGAACCACGAUGUUUCAGAAGAAACGACAUCAGCAGCAGUACUUGCAGAUGCAAGCUCACCAAACAGCCGCCUCUAUCCAUGUGACUACUGCAACAAAUCCUACAGCAAUGCAGGCUCAUUGUCCAAACAUAGACGAACGAACUGUCCCCGUCUACAUGUCAGUAAUGUUGAACAGACAGACAUGGAACCAGAAACAUUGGACCAAGAGGAUGACGAUGAGGACAUAAAGCCUGUGUUACAACCUCUUGUAGUGCUUCAAGAAGAGGGGGAUGAUGGGACGCCUGUCGCAACCAGCAAUGGCCCAGUUACCAUUCCAACUGCAACUACUAGUUUUGAGAGACAUCCAUGUGCUCUGUGCCCAAAAGUAUUCCGUACACCCAAAGCACUUGUAGUGCAUCGUGGCUGGCACGCUCGGUCGCCUAGGCCGUCUCCACCUCAGCUGCCUUUUGCUGACAGCUCAUCUCGCCCAAAGGAUGACGGAGAUGGACGCUCCUACACAUUAAUGGAUGCCAGUGAAACAAUGGAUGAAAACAGACUCUACAGGUGCAAUGCAUGCUGGAGAACAUUUAGUAAUACAUCAGCAUUCAGGAGGCACAAAUGUCUUGCUCAAGAUGAUCUAAUGAUUCAUAGAAGCACACCAAGCACUCAAAGUACUCCUCAAGGUGGUGGUGUCAGUUGCCCAAUUUGUGACCGAAAAUGUUCAAAGGAAAAAUAUCUCCUACAGCAUAUGAAAAUCCAUACCACUCCAAAUACUCCUGGGGACAGUACAGCAGCAAAUGGCAUGGUAAGCACUUCAACAACAAAUGCUCAAAACUUCCAAAUGAAAGGAAGUGAUCCUGGAACGAUUACCAUGAAAGAUGAUGAUGUAGAUGUCACUACAGUUGAUGAUGAUGAUGACGACAAUGAUGAUGAUGGUGAUGAAGAAGGCCCCAAUGUUACUACAUCAGGGGAUGGUCCUGGCAUCACUUGCCAGAUCUGCCAACGACAGUUCAAGAAGGAAAAAUACCUCAUUCAGCAUGUGCGAAUCCACACAGGUGAAAAGCCAUUUUCGUGUUCUGAAUGUGGCCGCUGCUUCUCUCGUCAGUCAGUCUUGUGGAAACACAAGAAGUCACACAAAGGUCCAUACAAAUGUCCAUCAUGUCCUCAAAAUUUUUUUCAGCCUGAACUAUUGCAGAAACAUUUAGUUGAGGAUCAUGGACAAGUUAAUGGCAUUGAUGCUGUUGAACAGUUGCAGACUGUUACAGAGAAUGGCAUUGUCUGUACAGAAACAUCUGCUGGGGAAUCUGAGUUUGAAACUGAUUGAAAUGUUUUUUCUAACUGUGCCUACUAAUUACUCUUUUCGUUUGCUUUUGUUAUGAUUAUUGUAGAAUUUUUGUAAUUGAAAGGAUGUUGAGUCUAAAAGUAAAUGUGCACGAGGGCUGUAUAACUCCCAUUCUUGACUGAGUGCAGUUGCAGCAAGUGGAUGGUAGGGUGGUAGAUUCACUGUGUGCUAAUGGCUGUACACAUUUUUGUGUGAGUUUGUGUUAUCAGAACUGCUUUGGUGCAGACUCUUCAAAUCCUUCUAAAUAUUUGCAAAAAAACGUACAGUUAAGAUAUUUGUGUAGUUAGAAGUACUGUAGGCCAUGUGGUGAUUGUACUCCACUCUCACAAGGGAAGAUUGUUAUUGAGAAGCAUGAGACAAGACGCCCCAUCUGAUACGAAAGUCACUAUUCUGUGAAAGGUCUGCUGGCUUUGGUUGAAAAUGGAGCAUUGUGUCUUGUUUGGCUGAGCCAUGAAUUAUUUUCCCCUCUUCAUUUAAAACUUAGGGUAAGCCAAAACUGUACUCAGUUUUGUUUUAUUUUUUAGUGUGUUGUUUCUGCAAGAUUGCAGUAGUCAUUGUGCUAGAAAAUAAAGAGAAGAAAGCAAUGUGUUAACUGUAUUCGUACUCAUUACAGAAUUGAUAAGAUUUUUUUAGAAUGCUUUUGAUCUACUAUAUGUAAUAUUACUAUAUAAACAUUUUGUACACAUGUGUGCAUUAUACAAUAUUGGAAUUGGUAUCUCUGGUUUUACAGAGACACUUUGUUCACUUAAUUGGCAAGUUUUACUUAGUGUUAAUUGGUAGUGACUUUUAUGCAAGGUGUGACGAUAUUCAGAAAAGAAAUACGUGAAUGCAGGCUUGUGUUUAGAGCUAUUUCUGUAAUAAUUAUGAAAUGUCUCUAAACAAAGUUUGUUGUAACAUAUGAUAAAAAAUUUCUGAAUUUUCUUUUUUUUUUCUUAGAAUAAGGAGUCUGCAUUUGACAGGAUUGUAGUAAAUAACUUCUCCUGUGAAAAGUUAGUUUGUGUGUGUGUGUGUGUGUGUGUGUGUGUGUGUGUGUGUGUGUGUGUGUGUGUGUAGGCGCACGCGUGUGUGCGUGCACGUCAGUUUGUGUGUAGGCAGGCGUGUGUGCGUUGUGUGUUCUAGUAUCAUUUACUUACAGACCAGACGACAAAUUAGCACAGUCUUAAAAUUAAGUGUGUGAGAUCAAAGUGUUACACAGAGCCUCAUGUUUCUUUGAAGUUAUGUACAUUAAUGCAGUAUCAGUGUGUAAUGAAAUUACGUGGUCUGGCCAGUAGAUAUUUGUGAUGUGUUUUUUGUUGUACAAAAUCUUCACCCUGCAUCAAAAUUAUGCUUAAUUAUACUUGCCUAUCUCACGAAAUCUUUAACUUGUAUUGCAGUGUGAAGUGUUGUUAUUAUGAAUGACAUUUCAGUGCAAGAACUAUUGUUUUAAAAUAUUCAUCAGAUCAUAUUUAUACAGUUUGCCUGAUUAUGAAAUAAAAAGGAAUACUUCAUUAGAAACUUACCAUCUCCAUAACACACAUUGUAUUUUGUGCUGCCAUUUGAGAGGACAAGGUCAGCUGAAAGUUCACUGUUACUUCCAAAAUCUUCAAAAAUUUAAAAAAAAAGUCAAUGCAUUCUUUCAAAACAUUGUGUUCUUCAAUAAUUAUGUUGUUCUGUUGAAUUUGCUUAAUUUUGCAAAAGAGUUGGACGUGGAAACGAAGUAAUAGUGUUGCUAUAUGGUGGUUACUCUGUUCUUUAAUAUAUUGUGUACUGGUACACGAGGGGGGAGGGAGGGGGGGAACCUCAGGUACUCAAGUGCUGAGUUAUGACUCUGUUACCCACCGACUUCAUGUUGUGUGGGGUGAUGCAGAGGGACACCAACAUUGUAAGAUAAAUCCAUAACUCCUUUGUGAAAAUUGUUAGUGAACAUUAAAUCAAAUUUUUCCUUCCUUCUGUUGUGAAGGAGCUUAGUAGACUUGUAGAGUUUUAAUUUGAUUUCUCCUGCUUUGCUGUUGUUGAUAGUCUUGUAACAGUGCCCAGCGUUACUUAAUACAUAGUUUUGCAUAUCUGGAGAGAUGUGCUUGGCCUUACCAGUAUUACACAGCUUCAGAAGAGUUUCAUGUGUUCUUUCGUGUAACUGAUUCCAGUUUGUGUGAGUUCUUUAAAUGCAGCAUCAUGUGUGACACUUUUGAACAUUUCAGCAUUCUUUGUUCGUUACAAUUAAACGUAACCAAAACAAAAAUGGAGACAUCUGCAUGUAGGUAUUUACGAGUAUUCAGUUACAGAAAAUAUUGAGCUGUGGUUAAAUUUUAGAACUGGUAAGUUACAUCAGAAUUACGAUCAGCGUUAUUCAUUUGUUAAUCUGCUGGAAUUGAACUGGAAUGAUUUGGUUUUAAUUUAUAUCUGUGUUGCUGAAUAUUUUAUCAGUACUGUGGAAUCACAAUCCACUGUUGAAAGACUUUAAAUUUUUCUCUUACAUUUUACUGCUGUGCUGUUACUUUUUAAGUCAUUGCAUCUGAUUUAUUUGAUCUUCAGGGAUAAUUGUAGCUCCAGGUAGACUUUGUUAGCAAUUUCUCACUUGAAGAUUUUUGUUAACUGUAUGCUAAAUUCACCUUAUUAUUGUUUCAUUUGUGUAUUGUAGAAACAUGUGUUACAUGUAGAAGUGUUAUUUUUCCACUGACUAACUUACUAGUUAGCAUCAGCAUGAGAAUCGAAAAACAUGCACAGUACAGUAAAAUUUAUGGGAAACAUUAUAUUCCAAUGAAAUUAAAUGUACAGUUAUUUAUCUGCACUCUUUCGGCAGAAACCAUUAUUUUGAUGGUAUGUGCACAAGAAAUCUACUCUUUUAAUUUCACUUAUUGCUUUGUUCUGCACAUUGUGGUUGUUUUGUUCUCUUACUCUUGUAAAUGCAGAGUUUGUAACUGCACUCAAUUGAGCAAUACAUACUGCAGAUGUAACCAGGAAAUUUAUUCAGUAAAAGCAAUGUUUGUAAACCAAAA